GCUGUCCCAUAGAAGUGAAUGGGACGGCUUGUAAUUACACUGAUCACUGCAGCAAUGUCAACGGCGAGCAGGUAAACGAAGAGAAGGCAUCGCUCGUAUGGCACAAGGCUUUCUCUUCAACCAGCUGAUGGGUGGGGGGUGUCGGACCCCUGCUGAUCUGAUAUUGAUGACCUGGAAAACCCAUUUAACAUCUGCAGCCAAUCAUUGGUGUCAGCAGUCGCAUGCCAUACAUGCAGGCAUCCAUGCUGAGGCCAUUGAUCAUUGCUCCAGGAAAAUCAGUCUAGUUUGGAGCAUCUGCACUGGAGGGCUUAUCUUAUAACAUUCUCUGCAACACCCAGACAGCCCCUUUAAGGCACCAGCGAGUUGAUAUCGGCAGUUCAGGCAGCAUAAAUGGUUGCCUUCAUUUGGGGAAGACUUGUAGAUUUGAACGGGCUACAGUACAUUGUGGCGUUCUCCAGUCUUUGCUCUAGGCGCCGCUGCUCAGGUAAGGAAAAGUGCUGACAACUGGCCGUAUCCUAAACUCUCAGACACUUCUUCCACACCUCAUUACAACCUCUUACUUAGACACCACUCUAUGGGUAGGUAUGCUAAAAGAGUUAGUGAACUGUUCCAUAUGAUUAACUCCUAAAUCAACUUUUUUUUUGUCUUGUGUAUCUUGAUUUUCUGUGUGCUUUAUAGUGAAGCAGCCGACACGAGUCGUUGUUCAUUAAACAGCUUUUGAAAGUUGAGAGCACUCCCCCGGAGAGCCGACUGUGCUUGCUUACGUUUGGUUCAUGAAUUAAAAAUCGAGUACAGGUGAUGAAAUCUUGGCAGUGUUAACACAAAAAAAAGAAUAAUUCCUGAUGAGGCUAAAGCCCUGACACUUGUGGCCCCAGCAAAUGCAGUCACAGGUCUGCUUCCUGGCGGUGGACUUCUGCCUACUCCCAAUCCACUGGGUCAGAUUGGUGCUGUACCGCUCUCUGCUCUGGGAGCUCCUACACUGGAUCCUACACUUGCAGCUCUUACUCUUCCUGGCGCCAACCUAAACUCCCAGUCUCUUGCAGCAGACCAGUUAUUAAAACUUAUGAGCACCGUUGAUCCUAAACUGAAUCAUGUAACGGCCGGGCUGGUGUCCCCAAGUCUAAAAUCUGAUGCUUCUAACAAAGAUAUUGAAGAAGCCAUGAAGAGGGUUCGGGAAGCCCAGUCUUUGAUUUCUGCUGCCAUUGAACCUGAUAAGAAGGAUGAAAAAUCAAAAAAACGUUCAAGGACACGUUCCCAUUCCAGGAGAAGGAGGACACCCUCAUCCUCCAGGCACAGACGUUCAAGAAGUAGGUCAAGAAGAAGAUCUCAUUCAAAGUCUAGAAGCAGACGGCGGUCUAAGAGCCCAAGAAGAAGGCGCUCCCACUCAAGGGACAGAAGCCGCCGCACUCGAUCUAAAUCCAGAGAUAAAAAGCGAGAAGAGAAAGAGAAAAAACGAUCCAAAACCCCACCCAAGAGCUACAGCACAAGCAGGCGGUCCCGGAGUGCAAGCAGGGACAGGAGGCGCAGGAAGAGUCGUAGUGCAUCUCGAUCCCCUAAAAAAAUGAGAUCACCAAAAAGGAAAGCAUCUCGCACCCCGUCGCCUAGAAGACAUAAAAAAGAAAAGAAGAAGGACAAAGAUAGAGAAAAGAACAGAGAUGAAAGAGAAAGAUCUUCCAGUAAAAAGAAGAAAAGCAAAGACAAAGAGAAGGAACGAGAGCGAAGAUCAGAAAGCGAAAAAGAUGUGAAACAGGUGACACGAGACUACGAUGAAGAGGAGCAGGGUUACGACAGUGAGAAGGACAAGGGAGAAGAUUAUAUGGUGACAGAGGCCAGCCCCCCGCUAGAUGAGGAGGCCAUAAUAGAGAGGGCGAGUGGUGAAUCCGCAAAGGACUCCAAAGUGAACGGUGACGAUCAUCAUGAGGAAGAUAUGGAUAUGAGUGAUUGAGCGCUUCCCCCUCCCCCAGUGCUCCUUCCUAUGUAACUUUUUUUUUUCUUUUUUUCAUUUUCUAUUUAAAAAUGUUCUAAUUUGGUCGUCUGCAGCACAGAACUUAUUGGUGAAUGUAAAACUACAGAAGUCAUUAGAUUUGUACUGAAGGGUCUGUCUGAAACAUUGACGUGGAUAACCUGUCUUGUGUGGUUUUAAAGAGAAACUGUAAAAAUAAAUCUACCCCAAUUCUUUAAUGUGACGCAACUUAACAAAUAUGUUGCAUGCGUCUUACACCUCGCAUGUUGUAUAAUUUUGCUAUUUAGAUGCCCAGUUUCCUCGUGUGCUAGACUGCAAAUAGUUCAUCAUAUCCAGAACGUGGCUGUCCACAACUAAUGGUCUUCUGUGCGCUCAGCGGGAAAUUUAAACUCCUCCUAACGUAGGUAGAUCGCUAGCCGUCGUACAGCACCAUUCUGUGGGCUUUCUUUAUGCUUCAGUAAAGAUGUAACUGACUUGGAUUUUUUGUUUUGUUUUUUCCCUUUCCAAGACUGUGAUGAUCUGUUAAAGGGGUUUCCUAUCAUAGACUUGAAUGUAAUAUUGACUGCAUGUAAAUCAUUGGUCGGUUCCGACUGCUGGGGCCAGCAGUAAACUUGAGAAGGAAAGUGGCUGCUCAAGACCGAGAUGACUGGGCGAGUGUUACUCUGUCCAUAUGUCCCAGUGACUGCAGAUGUGUGGCUGCAACUCAUCAGGGGCCCCCAUUCUUAGGGUUGGAUGGAGGCCUCAACAGUCAGACCCCCUAAAAUGGAUUUUGUGGGAUUGAAUAUUGAUAAGUUGUCCUCAGGCUGGGUCUCCAAUAUCUGAUCAAUGGGGGGCUGCCUCUUGAUACUGUGCUAAGCACUGCACCUUACGUUGUAAAGUGGCUGUUCUUGGUAUUGCAGCUCAGUCAGAGUUGCAGAAAGGUCAUGGACUGAGGCCUCACCGAUGCAUAUUAGCACCUAUCCUCAGGAUAAGUCAUCAAUAUCCUGAUGUCCCAGAUAACCCCGUUAAUCACUGACUUCAUAUACAGUUAAAAUGGCAUUAAAGGGGUUCUACAGUU
Messenger RNA from Bufo gargarizans (Asiatic toad), 3020 nucleotides. It is a transcript of the gene SRSF11, whose product is annotated as serine and arginine rich splicing factor 11. Gene Ontology annotation, molecular function: RNA binding. The transcript has 11 exons. The coding region runs from base 1064 to 1945 and encodes 293 amino acids. The record is from RefSeq and is a predicted model, not a curated record. Gene Ontology annotation, cellular component: nucleoplasm. Gene Ontology annotation, biological process: RNA splicing. Lineage: Eukaryota; Metazoa; Chordata; Amphibia; Anura; Bufonidae.